AUGACUGUUGGUGUUGUGUCCCCUGAUUCGGCCCCGUUAGCUGACGUUUCUCGUCCUCGUGUUCGCGCGUUUUCGCAGAAUUCCUGUAAAUCGACAUCAAGCCUCGGAGAGCGCAUCAUCGCUCUUCUUCCCAUGGCAAUUCCUUCGAAGGUGAAAGCUCGUGCACGCUCGAAGCUUAGCCUUGCUGUCACCACUGCGACGGCAGAUUCGUCGCCUUCGACAGAUUCGAUGCGGACAUGGUCGCCUGUCACUCCCACUGGCUUUGCAUUCCCUCCGCAUGGCAUCGGACCAGCGCGCGUGUACACGCAAUCCGAGUAUGGUCACGGACACAAUCAAGAAUUUGAGGAGACCAGGGAAGAUAUGCACAGGAUCGGUAGGGUCUUGACCCCCGAGCCAGACCCAUUCGCUAAGGCGGAAAUUGCGGUUUCAAAGGGGCUUGGAGAGGGUGUCAAUACUCCGUCAAAACGCACGGCAUGGGAUUUGGACGAGAUGGACGGGAUCACUGGAUAUAUUGAUCCGCUCCUCCCUCGAACUCAGCUUGUCACGCCGGUGUCAAGAUCGGCUGCGCGCAGGAGGUUUCCACCCGUUAUGGACAUCUUUCCACAACCUCAGGUGUCUCCCGCGUACACUUUCCCAUCUUCGUGCUCCAUUUACGUCAACCAAGACCGUGAUGUGUUUCAUGCCGAGGGACACAGCUCGCCUCUGACGCCGACUGAGACACCAAGGCUUGUGUCGAGAUUUUCAACGUCUAGCGUGGGCUCGGGGUUUUCUAGCCGGUCUGACGAAGAUAACGCGUCUGAGAUUUAUACCGCAAACGAGGACGUUGACGUCGAUACCACGUUUGUCUUUGGGUCUCCCGCGUCUGUGCACGACGAAGCGGAAACCACAGUGGCUAAUUUCUCGUUAUCUGAGGUAAUUCCAACCCCUCGUCCUCGCAUUCUCGGACAUGCCACAGUUCCGCAGCCACCUUCUCCACAGUCCCCAACUCGACGUAAAGCCUCUGUCCGCACUGUUGCAUCGGAACCGGCUAGCUCGUCCCGAGUGACGCGUCCAGGCUCGCCCUUCCCUCUCAUGCGCGGCGUGAGCGACGGUACGUUGAAGGGGCGGUUGGGAAGAAGCAGUAUGGUGACUCCCAGGAUCUCUUGGAGGGGUACUCAGACCACGAGCGACGACAUCAUUCGCGAUGAAGUUGAAGAUGAUAGCAAGAUGGUUGAGGAUUCUGGAGUGUGGGAAGUGGACAUUGACUGUGAAGAUCUAGAGAAGAAAGGCGAAGAGGAUUACCAAGCCCUUGAAGAUUCAUUCGUUCUCCCGGUGGUACAAAUUGCCCAGAUUCGGUUCCGCGAGGAAGAGGAGAGUGAAGAAACAUGGCAUGACGCCAAGUCCGCUUGUGAGCCUACGUCCUCUCUGGAGAUGAUUUCAGAAGAACGACUGGCGUUUAACGUGUCGUCCUGCUCGGCGUCGAGCGCCCACCUUCCUGUCCCUGAUGAUAUUUAUACUUUGCGACCUUCGGGUGACUCGGACACAACGCUCACCCCGCAGAGGUUUCAGUCAUCGUCAUUCACAGCACAACUCCGCCGGAAGAUUUCUGCCGAAUUGCGUACUGGGAAAGGAGAAGGUCCGGAACGCGAGUGGGAUCGGAGCACGGUGGCAUCGGCGGCGUUUUCUGCACGCUCGAGUUCGCAGUCUAGCGUGUUCCACAGUGCGCGUUCGAGCAUCGACUCUGAAUGUGCUGCGCGGAAUAGUAUCUGA
Molecule: messenger RNA, 1749 nt
Organism: Fibroporia radiculosa
Lineage: Eukaryota; Fungi; Basidiomycota; Agaricomycetes; Polyporales; Fibroporiaceae
Exons: 2
Coding region: 1-1749 (582 amino acids)
Source: RefSeq, a predicted model, not a curated record